CAGCACCUUUCCUUUUUCUCGUUUGUUCGCCUAUGGCGCGCGUGUGUGUGUGACAAUGCGCCUGUGCUGUCGAUCGAAACCUAUGGUUUGAAAAAAAAAAAAAAAAAAGACGCGAGGCUAUUGUUGUCAGCCACUCAGCCAGGUGCUCACUCUCAUCGAAGAAUGCCCAGAGAAGUCGGAGUUGUGUUGUUUGCACGGAUAGCGCAGAAUUCCAACACAAAAAGACGAUAUUGACAUGAGGAAAGACAUUGAGACAUUAAUAGCUGAGGAAAGAGCUGACAUCAUUUUGAAAUAUGCUACGAGAUAGGGUAAGACGGGGACGACGCAGAACACGCCGGAGAGACGACGUAUCUUGGCUGGCCUGGGAACACCUCGGGAUCGCCCCGGAAGAGCUCGAUGAAGUGGAUUGGCAGAGGGAAGUCUGGGCUUCCCUGCCUAAGCUGCUGCCUCCAUAACCCGACCUUGGAUAAGCAGAGGAAAAUGGAUGGAUUGAUCGAGAUGUACAUGGCAGACGGGGUGGGGUCGAGAUUGACCCCUGGGAAGAUGCUGACUACAACCUCUAUAAAGUUAUCGAUCGCCUCGGCUUCAUGCAUGAAGAUGAGCUCCCCGCACCAACUGCAAAUGAAGAAAAGGUGAAGCAACUGGAGGUAGAGAGAGCAAAGAAAUGGCUGAAGAUGGUAAAGAAGUGGGAUAAAUACAAAACCAGUGACAGGAUGGUGAAACGGGUGUACAAAGGCAUUCCUGUGCAGCUUAGAGGUCGUGUCUGGUCUCUGAUGUUGGAUGUGGAGAAGACUAAAAAGGACAAUGAGGGCAAAUAUGAGAAAAUGAAGGAGCAAGCAAAACAGUACUCAUCGGAGAUCAAACAGAUUGACCUUGACAUCAACAGGACCUUUCGCAAUCAUAUCAUGUUCAUGGAUCGCUUUGGAGUCAAACAGCAGUCUCUCUUCAAUGUUCUGUCAGCAUAUUCAGCCUACAACACAGAAGUGAGCUAUUGCCAGGGCAUGAGUCAGAUCGCUGCACUGCUGCUCAUGUACAUGAAUGAGGAAGAUGCCUUCUGGGCUCUGACACAGUUGCUGACCAACCAGAAACAUGCCAUGCAUGGAUUUUUUGUUCCCGGGUUCCCCAAACUUCAGCGAUUCCAGGCACAUCAUGAUCAGAUCAUUUCCAAACUGAUUCCCAAACUAAAGAAACAUAUGGAUAAGGAACAGAUGUCUGCAGGAAUUUACAGUACUAAAUGGUUCUUACAAUGUUUCAUUGACAGGACACCGUUUACUUUGACCCUUCGCCUAUGGGAUGUUUUCAUACUGGAGGGAGAGAGGCUCCUCACUGCCAUGUCUUACGCCAUCUUGAAGAUACACAAGAAGCGUCUCUUGAAGAUGUCUUUGGAGGAGCUCCGAGAGUUCCUGCUGGACGGAAUUGCUCAGACCUUUUUUUACAGCGACGACAUAGUCAUUGAGCAGCUGCAGGCCUCUAUGACUGAAUUACGGAAGAUGAAGCUGGAUCUUCCUCCACCAGGGAAGCCUGAAGAGUUGCCACGUAAGCCUUUGGGCCAGGAGCUGCCGGUGCUGCCGAGUCCACUGGAGCCCUCCAGAGGAAAGGGCUCCUCAGCCAGUGGUUGUCCCAAAGCAGGACUCGGCCUCCACAUCAUACCCAACCAGCCAGAUUCCAUAUCUCCAGACCAGAGCCCCUCCAAAGACAUCAAUGAUCUACAUCCUGUUGAUGAUGAAGAGGUCCCUCUUCCUUCCCCAGACCCCAUCAUUAUCCAUAGUCAGGCCCUGUAUACCUCAGAUGACUUCCCACUUACUGGGCCACCACCUUACGAGCCCCCAGGGUUCCAGGCACCCAGAACUGCUGAUCGCCUCUCACAGUCUUAUGAGUGGAGGGUUGAGGUGCAACCUGAUGACUCAGGACGCCCUGAUAUCCACUCGACUGACAACCACACUCUUGCGACCGUUAGCACUGAGGGAUCCUCCAGCAGAGUCCUGAGGACUCUAUCAGCCCCCAUAGUUCUUGCUCAGUCAGAAAGUGAGAUGACAGCAGAGAUAGGGGAGGGUAGUUCCCUGUUCCAACUGUCGGAUUCUCUCUCCUCCAAUAGGACUCUGAACCAGGAUCGGCCUUGAACACUUUAUGCCCAUUGUCUGACACCAGCUCAUUAUUGGUACUCUCCAUGUACAUACAAUUUUACCUGCCUUGUACACAUGCUUUGCUGUGUGAAAAGGCUAGCACUAGGUAUGUUCGCAUCACAUUCUGCGGUGGUGUUCCCCAUACAGUACUAUUAUCGCAUACAGUAUCUUAAAACCUCAGCUAUUUACUAUGAAGCAGAAGGAAUACAUUAGGUUAUUUCAGGUUCAACCCUAAUUUCUCAGGGCCACACCCAUGGUUCACACUUAAGAGACAUUGAUGCUUAGGUGUUGUAAACAUGAAAAUAACAUUGACUUGCUGAUGAGUAAACAAUAUAUUUUGCACAUAUGCGCACACACACACAGGCACACACGCACAACUACAAAUGACUAUGCGUGCCGGUCAUUUUUACAGUGUCAGGUUUGCAGCUUAAUGAUAUGUGGUAGAGAAAAGCUUAUUAUCAGCCCCACAAAAUUAUGGGGCUUUGAAGAGGCCCUCUGGUUGUAAUGCACUUGCUUUUUCAUGCAAGCCUCUGGGAUAUAUGAUGCGCUUGACCCAGAUUUGGUCUUUGUCCUUCAGGAUUCAAAGUGUUUAUUGUCAUAUGAACUUUGUAGUAAUAGAUGAAUCAGAGGUCAAGGGGAUGCCCCAAACCUUUUGAAUUGCAAAAACAUGGGGGGGGAAAAAAUGUUCUUGUAUAUGAUGCUGAUCAAGAUCAAAGACAGAUUGCUAAUGUUCAUGUAAACAUACUCAUAUCCUGUUUAGCUCAGUCUGAUUGAUUUGUCAGAUUAUCAGUGUCGGGCAAUUAUUUAAAAGGUGGCAUUUCCAGUUGCAGGACCAAUCAUUUUCAAAAUCAUUUGACCAAAUCAAAGGGUGAUUUCAUUAUUUUUUAUUAACAUUUGAUGAAUGAAAAUACUGUAAAAUUAAUUUCUGUUAUUAAGCUCACUUAUCAGUUGAAAAAAUGGAACACUUGUGAUAUGAUAUCUGCAUGAACAGCUAGGGUAUAAUGGUAUGGGGCUUCCUGGAGGCAGCAUCUGUUUUCUUGCUGAUCUACAUUGUACACCUACAGUCAACCACAAAAAUGUAUGUAAUGUGACUUCACUUCAAGUUAACAUGAGGUACUCAAUAUGGGAAGAUUAGUUUGAACAAGUUAAAUCGUGGUUUGGGUAGGUCUUUGAAAUUCUUCAAUUACUGCAAUUAAUACAUCCAUCCAUCCAUCCAUUCUCCGUACCGCUUGCUUAUCCUCACUCGGGUUGAGGGUGUGCCAGCAAUUGAAAGUUGUGUUAAUCAAAAAUGUCAAUUUAGAACUCAUUUUUGAACCUAGUCAGUUACAGGUAGAAGAUUCUUGAAAGGUGUGCUCAUAUGGGAGUUUUUUUUUUUUUUUUUAAAAAGACGCUUUUAGAGUGACUAGUUCCGCAUUUAAGAAGAGAUACCUAUUUUUAAUGAUUUAUUUGGCUUAACUUAACUGACAGACAACCUAAAAAUACCUUCUUCCCCAUGUAUUCAUAAGAAAUUAGGAUAAUUUUUCAUAUCCCAUUGUGAACUUAAGAACCACAUUAAGCUUUAUGUCAUGCUUUUUCAAGGGGAGAAGAACUCAAACAGAGGCAUAGCCCUUAUUAAAUUAAAAAAGAAUAAAAAAAAGGGAAAGGGUUUGCUUGCCCUUUUAAUUUCUUGUACUGAUAUCUUGAUGCCUUAUUUGGAGCGAUAUUGCUUCUUCUGUGGUCAUGAUGAAUGAAACACAGUAACAGAAGAGGAUGCACAAUAAGACAACAACAACGUUGAACUUGAGGUCUCUGCCAUGCUAAGAUGGCUCACUGUUAAAGUUGCACCCAGUGAAACUUUUUACUCACUAAAAUAUUGUUUUACUCUUUAAUUACCUGAUUCCAUCAAUACUCGGAAUAUUUAAAUGGGGAGCACUCAUUUCCAUUUUUUAAGCUGAUUCUUUUAUUAUUAUUAUUUAUUUAUUUAUUUUACAUUGCGUGACACGCCUUUGCUCGUAACAAGGAUGUUUAGAUUAUUAGUGGACAUGUUAAAUAUAUAGGACUAGCAGGCCUUCAACUGUUUUCAUAGAAAAACGUUAAAAAGCUGACAUCUUGUGCUUGUUUUUGCUUACGCGCAGUUUUAGCGAAGCGGCGGAAUAGAACUCUGCUGGCCAUAAUUGUCUUUCCAUUUCAUAUCAUGUAUGUUGAAAUAUCAAGCGCAUUUUUAUUACACGUAUAAUGUUGUUAAACUCUGAUUCUUAAAUAUUAAAACGUUUGCGUACA
Phyllopteryx taeniolatus (common seadragon) is the source of this 4382-nucleotide messenger RNA. RefSeq names its product USP6 N-terminal-like protein. The record is from RefSeq and is a predicted model, not a curated record. Bases 588 to 2120 code for a protein of 510 amino acids. Lineage: Eukaryota; Metazoa; Chordata; Actinopteri; Syngnathiformes; Syngnathidae. The transcript is spliced from 15 exons.